Molecule: messenger RNA, 8482 nt
Organism: Dama dama (fallow deer)
Lineage: Eukaryota; Metazoa; Chordata; Mammalia; Artiodactyla; Cervidae
Gene: SFT2D3
Product: SFT2 domain containing 3
Exons: 1
Coding region: 5407-6048 (213 amino acids)
Biological process (GO): vesicle-mediated transport
Cellular component (GO): membrane
Source: RefSeq, a predicted model, not a curated record
GUCCUUUGAUCUCUAGCUAACUUUAGGAUGCUUCAAAGGGCCCCUCACACAUCCCAAAGAGAUAUAUUAAACAGUUUCAUUUAGUAUGUUAAAUUACAUAGGAAGCAUUGUCAAAUGCUUAAUAAAUCUUACAGUGUAUGGUGAAUAUUAAUAUAGGUAUUCUAGAAAUUAUAUAAAUUCCUACAUUCUGAUGUGACCUAUAAAAUAUUGUUAUAAAUCUAGUUACUAUCUUUAAGUGGUUUAAUAGAAAAAAUAUUUUUCUAUACAGUAUGUUACAACAGUAACCAAUUUAGUCAGUUGGACUGCAUUGUAAUCAGAGUUUAAACAUGUCUUAAAUCUUCUGUCAUAGACAGUUAUGGUUUUAUUUUAUAGCCUCUGCAAAAAUGCUUCCUCCUCAAGAACAUUUAUAGAAAGGGUUUUUGGAUAAAUAAAAGCUUCUGACUUUCAGACCAUAAUGCUGAACUUCAUAAGAAAUUAAAGAGUUUCAGUGAAAAAUCUGAUGGCUUCAUAAAAAGUUAACAAAAGCACUGAGUGAAUUGGUGAAUAGGGUUAUAAUUUUUAUGGUUUCUAUCUGAAAAAACACAGGCUGGAAUCUGUGUUUUCCAAGUGUAAGGAAAACCUUCCCCUUUAAUUAUGACUUACAGUAAUUUGGUAAAUUAUACCUUUGCAAGAGAAUAGGAAAGACUAGAGAUCUCUUCAAGAAAAUUAGAGAUACCAAGGGAAUAUUUCAUGCAAAGGUGGGCUCAAUAAAGGACAGAAAUGGUAUGGACCUAACUGAAGCAGAAGAUAUUAAGAAGAGCUGGCAAGAAUACACAGAACUGUACAAAAAAGAUCUUCACGACCCAGAUAAUCACGAUGGUGUGAUCACUGACCUAGAGCCAGACAUCGUGGAAUGUGAAGUCAAGUAAGCCUUAGAAAGCAUCACUACAAACAAAGCUAGUGGAGGAGAUGGAAUUCCAGUUGAGAUAUUUCAAAUCCUGAAAGAUGAUGCUGUGAAAGUGCUGCACUCAAUAUGCCAGCAAAUUUGGAAAACUCAGCAGGGGCCACAGGACUGGAAAAGGUCAGUUUUCAUUCCAAUCCCUAAGAAAGGCAAUCCCAAAGAAUGCUCAAACUACCACACAAUUGCACUCAUCUCACACGCUAGUAAAGUAAUGCUCAAAAUUCUCCAAGCCAGGCUUCAGCAAUACGUGAACCGUGAACUUCCAGAUAUUCAAGCUGGUUUUAGAAAAGGCAGAGGAACCAAAGAUCAUAUUGCCAACAUCCACUGCAUCAUCGAAAAAGCAAGAGAGUUCCAGGAAAACAUCUAUUUCUGUUUUAUUGACUACAUCAAAGCCUUCGACUGUGUGAAUCACAUCAAACUGUGGAAAAUCCUGAAAGAGAUGGGACUACCAGACCACCUGAUCUGCCUCGUGAGAAAUCUGUAGGCAGGUCAAGAACCAAGUGUUAGAACUGGACAUGGACCAACAGACUGGUUCCAAACCAGGAAAGGAGUACGUCAAGGCUGCAUAUUGUCACCCUGCUUAUUUAACUUAUAUGCAUUAUACAUCAUGAGAAACGCUGGGCUGGAUGAAGCACAAGCUGGAAUCAAGAUUGCCAGAAGGAAUAUCGGUAACCUCAGAUAUGCAGAUGACGCCACCCUUAUGGCAGAAAGCGAAGAACUGAAGAGCCUCUUGAUGAAAGUAAAGGAGGAGAGGGAAGAAGUUGGCUUAAAGCUCAACAUUCAGAAAACUAAGAUCAUGGUAUCCAGUCCCAUCACUUCAUGGCAAAUAAAUGGGGAAACAAUGGAAACAGUGACAGACUUUAUUUUUUCGGGCUCCAAAAUCACCACACAUGGUGACUGCAGCCAUGAAAUUAGAAGACGCUUGCUCCUGGGAAGAAAAGCUAUGACCAACCUAGACAGCAUAUUAAAAAGCAGACACAUUACUUCACAAACAAAGGUCUGUCUACUCAAAGCUAUGGUUUUUCCAGUAGUCAUGUGCGGAUGUGAGAGUUGGACCAUAAAGAAAGCUGAGUGGUGAAGAAUUGAUGCUUUUGAAUGGUGCUGUUGGAGAAGACUCUUGAGAGCCCCUUGGACUGCAAGGAGAUCCAACCAGUCCAUCCUAAAGGAGAUCAGUCCUGAAUAUUCAUUGGAAGGACUGAUGCUGAAGCUGAAACUCCAAUACUUUGGCCACCGGAUGCAAAGAACUGACUCAUUGGAUAAGACCCGGAUGCUGGGAAAGAUUGAAGGCAGGAGGAGAAGGGGAUGAAAGAGGACGAGAUGGUUGGAUGCUAUCACCAACUCGACAGACAUGACUUUAAGUAAGCUCUGGGUUUGGUGAUGGACAGGGAAGCCUGGUGUGCUGCAGUCCAUGGGGUUGCAAAGAGUCGGACAUGACUGAGGAACCAAACUGAAAUGAACUGAACCAGGCUAUUAGCCUACCGAAUUCUGAUGUCUCUAUGGUGAGAAAAGUGGGUGCUAGAAAACCACAUGAUACUUGAAAUCUUUCAGCAGCUCAGGGAGGCACUUGUGCCAUAACUCAAACUGAAUCCUAUACCUGAUGAAUCUUCUUAACAAAUUCAAUGAAUCAUAUGAGAAAUCACAUUUCUGCCUUAAGUGACCCACUUCCUCAUCUUGAUGAUCUCUUCAAAAACUGACUUGGCAUGGGAAGUUCUUGGCUUAAAUAUUUACUUCUAACUCUUAUUAAUGUAUUAGCUAUAAUAUAUUUUGCCUGUUUUACAAGAUUAUUGUUCCUUAUAUUACCAAAUGUGUGACUGAGCUUCCAACAAAUAUAAUGCGGACUAGGCAACUGGAAGCAACUGAUCAAAUAUAUGGUUCUAUAUGAGAUCAAUUACUAUAAUAGUGUGAUUCUUGAUAUAGGAAGAUGCUACAGAGGGAAUUUUUUCCUGGACUAUAACAGAGUAGCCAGACAGAUAGUCCAGCAUUACCUUUAGCUAUUGUUUAUAAGACCUAGUCCAGUAACAGCAUAUUGAAUGGCCUUUCAGCAAAAUCUCUGCCAGACCUAGGAAUGAGCCUUCCUAGCACCAGCGGACAAAAUGGUCAUAAAGUGCCUCUCAAAGCAUGAUCAAAUUUAUUACCAUGAGGUGGCCCUGUCAACUACAAACUGGCACCUGCCAUGGGUAAUUGCCAUCUACCUCCACAAGGAUUAAACCAGUUGCUGCUUCAGCUGCUGAUUUCCAACACUCCCUGAAAGGAGUUCAGGGUGGAGAGCAGAUAUGAGGCAGGCUAUGCUCUGGGAAAAACUGGCAGAACAGGUCUUCAGGUAGCUAUUUUCAGGAGCCAAUUUUAUGAGCCCAAUUCUUGUGUCUUCUCAUAUCUAGAAAAGCACUCAAAUUGUGACAACUGCUCGUGACUAGCAGAAACCUUUUGCAAAAAAAAAAAAAAAAAAAAGUGCUUGUUUCCAUAUUUCCCCUUCAGCAAAAUCACAUAUGUACUGACCUUCACCCUACCUCUUUGGAAUAGUUUCUCAGGGCUAUCUGAGAUACUGUCUUCCAGGCUGUAGUCCUCACAUUUUGCCCCAAAUAAAACUUCCUUUACAACUCUCACACUCUGUACUGUUUUUAGGUUGGCAGUUGAGACUCCCAUAUCACCCAGUUACCUCACCAUCAACCAAUCUGAUAACUGUGCAUGAGCUGACCAUGCACCCUGUAACCCUCUCCCUCAGUUUCAGAAACCCAUCCCUGAAAGCCAUUGGAGAGUUCAGGUCAUGUGAGCAAGGCACUUGGCACCCUACAAUAAACACGAUACUUUCCUCCACCACAAUACAGGGGCAGCAGAUUGGCUUUGCUGCACAUUGGGCAAGUGGAACCAAGUUUGCUUGUUCAGUAACAAUAGUCAAGAUCCAACCAGGAAAACAAAGUAUUAAAGGGAAUAAUUUAAUAUGGGAAAACUGGUUACACAAGUAACAGGAAAUCUGAAAAGUCAGACAUGACAACAGCAGGAAAUCAUUAAUACUUAUCUUGUCAUAAAGGACAAAGGACGGUCACCAGUCAUCAGCUAGAGUUGUGCAGGGGAGGCCAGUACCAAGGAGGUGAGGGGAGCUAGUACAGACCAAAAAAAAAACAGACAGAAGGAGACACCCUCUCGUCUCCUGCAGUGCCUCCAAAGUCAGCGAUAGAAGAAACAGCCUACAGCGCUCAGCCCUGCCUCCCAUCCCCAGUGCUUCUGGGGCAAGAAAAUAAAAGGCGUGUACAAGAAUACACUGCUGUAGUACUUAACUAGGUUGCACUUUACAUCACAAAAGACUUCCAUGCCAUCAUAUUUAAAUUCACAAUAGACACUUAAAAAAUGGGUUUUUCAACCGAAGGCUUCUACAUCCACAAAGGCUUUCAAGCACCUUUACUGCACUCAAAUAGACAGCUGUGACAAUCAGGUCAACAUCCGUUUGAGUGCCUUUAAUGUAGCCUUCCAGGUCCGAAGAAAAGGGAGAUGAAAGAGAACUUGGCCUCAAACUGCUGGCACUGCUUUGGACAAAUAAACUGUCACAACUGGGUUAGAUGAGAACUCAGAGAAAGUGCACCUAAGUGAGAGAUGUAAACAAGAGCUGCAGCUUACUCUGAAUGUCUGACAACCAGAGAGAGCAGCGAAACCAGAAGUCCUAGCAGACACCCAGAUGGCUGCGACCUACACAACAAGCCAAGGAACUUCAAGGAGCUUCUGGAAAAAGAGCAGGGCUGUAGGAGCCACCUCAGAACAGAUUAGAAAUUAAGCGGACGUGAACAAGCGCUUCAGAAUUAUCUGAUGGGUCAGGAAACCUGUAUCCACAGGGGUAUCAGAAGCAUGACGAUGUGGGCCAAAAAUAUAAAUACAAGACCUGGGGUUGAAAUAAUAAUAUUGCCAGACCUAUGCUGAAACGGGUAAGAGAAGCACAUCAGCGGGAGUGGGCGGUUAACUCUGCUUCAGCUCUGUAGUUUUCCCAAAGAAACCACUUAUGACCUGCAGCGUGAGCUUCUUAAAAAAUUAAAUUAUAGAUUAGCAUAGUUUUAAGACGGUAUACCCUUUCUCCAUUUUCCCCCAACGGCCAAAUAUUGGAAAACUACAGCACAGAAUCACGAUACUGAUAUCCAUAAAGUCAAGACACUUAAGUUUCUUUCAUUCAUAGCCACACGAGCUCACGCCCUUUAACUAACUUCUAAUGCUGUUAUAAUUCACCCAAGCCCUGUCAGCGCCUACAGAGGACACCGAAGAAAGGUAUUCAGAAGCUACACGCAGUAAUCAGCCGCGGUCCCAGCCCGGGCGCCAGCCGAGACCACGAAGGCAGCGGAACAGAAGCCCCGCCCCUUCCGUCCCGGCGGACUAACAGCGGUCCGAGGUCCGGGCAGUUUCCAAAGCCGACUGAGUGGAGCCGGAAGUGGGCGGCAGCCCCCCACCCCCCCGCCCCCGCAACUACGCGGAAGCCUCCAUCCAACAUGGCGGACCUCAACCGCCAGCUGCAGGAAUAUCUGGCGCAGGGGAAAGCGGGCGGCCCGGCGGCCGCGGAGCCACUGCUCGCCGCGGACGAGGCGAAGGAGCCCGCAGCGGGGGCCGGGGCGUGGUUGGGCCGCGCGGGCCUGCGCUGGACGUGGACACAGAGCCCCGCGGAGCCGGCGGCGGGACAGACGUGUCUGCCCAGCGUGACGCGCACUCAGCGGCUGAUGGCGAGUGGCGUGUGCCUGCUGCUGGCUGCGCUCUGCUUCGGCCUGGCCGCACUCUACGCGCCUGUGCUGCUGCUACGCGCCCGGAAGUUCGCGCUGCUGUGGUCGCUGGGCUCUGCGCUGGCACUAGCGGGAGGUACACUCCUGCGAGGCGGCGCAGCGUGUGGACGCCUGCUGCGCGGCGAGGAGGCGCCCUCCCGGCCCGCGCUGCUCUACGUGGUCGCGCUAGGCGCGACGCUGUACGCGGCGCUGUGUCUGCGGAGUACGUUGCUCACAGCGCUGGGCGCCUGCGCACAAGUGGCCGCACUGCUGGCCGCGUUGCUAGGCGUGCUACCCCGGGGCGCGGGCACCGCUCUGCGCAUCACGCUCGGGCGCUUGGGCCCGGGCGCCGCCCUCGCCAAGGCGCUCCCCGUUUGAGGCUCGCGGCUCGCGCCGUCGGAAGGACGCAAAAUCCGACCCCGGGACACCACACGGAGCCCGUCCCCAGGAUGCGCCAUCGAGAGGACACGGGGAACCGGCUCUAGGCCCAGCGCCAGCCAAGCCAAGGACUGCGCCCGCCCGUUCCCAGACAGCACAGCGUAGAAGCUGCUCCUUUACUGUGCCAGCGAACUGUAAACUGAGACACGAGCAGUUUGGGAAGCUCCUCGAUUUCAGCAUUUUGUGCUACACUCGGCAGCAAGUGCUGUGAAAACCAGAUUUUGUUUUGAGUUGGUGGUACGCUAUGAAACAUUAGUGAUAAAUUGCUUUUGCGUUAACCGUGGUCUUAGAUUGCACUCAGUAAAAAAAAGAAAUGAGAGAAAAUAGCCUUUCCGUUUUGAUUGACUGCCCUUAUUUUCCCGGAUUUCUUUCACAUUUUGUCACCUAAAAAAAUCCAGUGGUAGAUCGCAGUAGUUUAGUUCCAGUAAAUUUGCUUUCUUUCGCUCUUGUAAGUUUUUUCCCUUAUUCUUCAACGUGAGUGUAUCCAUAGGAGUUAGCAGAUUAAAUGCUGACUUUUAGCCACUGGAAUUUUUUCAAGUGCUUUAGUUAAUACGGUUUAUCUCAGUUUUUUCUUAUUUUAGUGAAAUUGUUAACAUGAUGUCUUAUAAGGUUAAAGGCAGUUGAUUCUGCAUUACAUGAGGAAACCAAGGACCAAGAAGCAUGGUAGCCAGUAAGGUGCACGUAAAUGCUCAGAAGAGAUCCAUGGACAUAACUCAGCCAAGGAAACGCCUGAGACAGGAAGAUAAUUCCCCAUCCAGUUAUCCUGUUGGAUGGAAACCAUGGAUUUCUACAAGGUCUAGUUUUUCAUUCCUAAUUUUAUGAUGUGCUUUUUAACCAAUCUUAACGCAAUGUAAGGUGCUUUUCGUAUCUAACUGCCAAUUUUUCUUCAUUUUUAGAUUUAGCACCUUGCUCUAGGACUUACCUUAAUUUAUUGCCAGAAAGACUGGGCUCAGUAUUCUGGUUAAGUCCAUAAAUAAGACAACGUUUUGUCCCUAGCUACAUAUUAACUAGGAAAUAAGCUGUAUUUUUUAAGUUUUAAUUCUAUGCCAGUGGUUCUCAGUUCACAUGAUUACUUGAGUCAAAUCUCAGUUCAGUCGGAAUCUCUGGGCUGGGUGGGGGGAGAUUGGCAUUAGUAUUUUUUUAAGCUUCCCAGAUGAUUUCCUUUUUCCGCUAAGGUUGAGAACAACUUGAAAGUAAUUGUCUCCUGGGACUGGAUUAGCGUUGCUUAAACAGGUUGUCAGGCAAGAGAGUUUUGCCUCUUGCUCCAGCCUCAAAAUUUAUAUUUAUAGGCCUUGAUCAGUGUCCUAAGCCCUGCUCCAAGAGGUGGACGCUAAAGUAGACUUACUUCCAUCCCCCUUGUUUUGAAAGAAGGAUGCUUCUCCCCACUGUCGGUUAAUAGGGUUACCUACCUCAAGAGGCACAACUACCCGGUGUUUGUAAAAGCAAAUCCACGGUUUGGGGGGAAUGAUUUAUUUUUUUGACUGGAACGUAACCAUUGGCUGCUUUUUCUACCCCCUAGUUAAAUCUGUAUUUUAGUUCUAAAUUUUAGGCUGAAGAUUUUACCGAGUUCAGCCCAUUUUUAUAUUGAUGCUAUUUUUAAAAAUUGUUUUUCCAGCAUUUUCCCAAGAAUUCACUGUUGGGAAAUCUGUUUUUAUAAAAUUCAAAGCACAAUAUAUUGUAUGUAAUUUGAUAGUGAUGAUUUAAAAUGCAGAUAUACACAUUAAGUAAUAAAUAAUGUUGAGUUUUCAGUUUUCUCUAAAUGAAUUCAUUCUCAAAAUGCGACCUGGUUAUCUGCUUACUGAGGUAGUGUUUUUGAAGUUAAAGCCUUAAAAUCUUAUGAUAAAGUUCUUACCACAUGAGUCUCAGGAAAAAAAAAAAAAAAACAGGAGCCUAAUCUCUAGAAAAGGCAGAAGAACCAGAGAUCAAAUUGCCAACAUCCACUGGAUCAUAGAAAAAGCAAGGGAAUUCCAGAAAAACAUACUUCUGCUUCAUUUGACUGCGCUAAAGCCUUUACUGUGAGGAUCACAACAAACUGGAAAAUUCUUAAAGAGAUGGGACUACCAGACCACCUUACCUGUCUCCUGAGAAACCUGUAUGCAGGUCAAGAAGCAACAGUUAGAAGUGGACAUGAUUCAACAGACUGAUUCAAAACAGACUGAUUGAUUCAAAAUUGAGAAAGGAGUUCAUUAAGGCUGUAUACUGUUACCCUGAUUAUUUAACUUACAUGCAGAGUAGCAUCAUGUGAAAUGUCAGACUGGUUGAAUCACAGGUUGGAAUCAAAAUUGCCAGAAGAAAUAUCAACAACCUCAGAUAUGCAGAUGAUACCACUCCAAUAGCAGAAAGUGAAGAGGAGCUAAAGAGCUUCCUGAUAUGG